CUAGGGUCAGUUAAAUUAUUGGCUCCGAUAAGGCGAUUCUCUGUAGACAUAGCAGCUUGUGGGUUAGAGUUCCAAAGUUCCAAGAGCUCUAUCCAAGGAUCUGGAGUCUAAAGUUGCUGCGCCUAGAUCCCAAAACGAGAGAUAGGCCAAGCUCAAUGGAGAAGUUGCAGGUGCUCCUAAGGCAUCCUAUCUUCUGCAACCUGCUCUUGCUGCUAGUUUAUGUUCAAGCAUGUUCAAACCUUGCGAUGGCUGGUUCCAUAGUUAAGUUUCUUCCAGGAUUUGAAGGACCCCUCCCCUUUGAACUCGAAACCGGGUACAUUGGAGUUGGUGAAUCAGAGGAUGUGCAGCUCUUCUACGCUUUUAUCAAAUCAGAGUCAAAUCCUCAAUCGGAUCCUCUUAUCAUUUGGUUAGAUGGAGGACCUGGCUGCAGUUCAUUUAUUGCAUUUCUCUUUGGGAUAGGACCAGUAAUUUUGGAGCCAUUGUCGUUCGACGGCACUCUGCCCAAAUUGGUAUUAAAUCCCUCUACUUGGACCAAGGUUGUAAGCAUCAUCUUUCUGGAUUCGCCAGUUGGAACGGGUUUUUCUUAUGCUAAGACUGCAAAAGCUUCUCAAUCUUCAGAUUUUCAAGCCUCUGAUCAAGCUUAUGAAUUUAUCAGGAAGUGGCUACAUGAUCACCCAGAGUACAAGUCGAAUCCAUUCUAUGUUAGUGGAAUCUCGUAUGGGGGAAUUCCUGUUCCAAUAUUAACUCAACUUAUAUCAAAUGGAAACAAGGACGGAAUUGAACCACGUAUUGACCUUAAGGGAUACAUACUUGGAAAUCCUUGGUCGAAAGCUUCAGGAAUUCAGAACUAUAGGGUUCCGUUUGCUUAUGAUAUGGGGCUGAUUUCUGAUGAACUCUAUGAGUCCUUGAAGGUUAGCUGUAAAGGGGAAUAUAAAAUCAUAGAUCCCAGUAAUGCAGUGUGUUCGAAAAAUAUGCAGGCAUACAAUGAGUUGCUUUGUAAUAUUGACAAACAAAAUAUCUUGAUUCCCGUAUGUCAUCCCCUUUCACGAGAGCCAAAUAAAUUAUUUACUGGUGGGAGAUCCAUUAUACAAAUGUCGUAUGAGAAGUUUGGAGAGCUAGACGUUCGGGAAUCGACUCCAGUCAUAUGUCGAACGGAACGGAUUAUGCUCCUUCAGCACUGGGCUAACAACAAGAGCGUCCAAGAGGCCCUCCAUGUGCGAAGGGAAACUAUCGGAGAGUGGGUAAGCUGCAGGGAUGCCUUGCCAUACACAAAAAAUGCAGCGAGUGUUGUACCAUAUCAUGCAAACCUUAGCACUAAAGGUUAUAGAUCCCUUAUAUACAGUGGUGACCAUGAUCUGAUGGUACCGCACAUUGAAACUCAAGCGUGGAUAAGAUCUCUACAUUACCCAAUUAUUGACGAUUGGAGACAGUGGAUUCAUCAAGGCCAAGUUGCAGGUUACACAAGGACCUACGCAAAUGAGAUGACAUUUGCAACAGUGAAGGCAAGAAAUUCCUGUUUCUAUUGCUUCAGUGCAAGAUUUGUUCACAUGGUAACGACUAACAACAAGGUCAGAACAUUCUUGGGACUAACUAGCACCCCUUUUUUCUUUUUCUUCUUUUUGGGUGAAGGGAGGAGGCCAUGCUGCUUAUGAGUUCAAGCCUGCCGAAUGCAGAACUAUGUUUGAGAGAUGGAUAUCGCAUCAGCCUCUCUAAUCAGUUGGCAUAUGGAUAUGAACAUCUUUGAUGACUUCUGAGCAUCAAAUGUUCCACUCUUAAAUAUAAAUUACUGUAACUUUGGGUCAUGAGACGCUUCUACUCCGAGUCUCCAAGGGGUUGCCUUCUUAUUGAGAUAUGAUUAGUAGAAAAGUGAAUAAAAUGUAGUAGUUAAAAUGGGAAUCA
Coffea arabica (coffee) is the source of this 1899-nucleotide messenger RNA. Lineage: Eukaryota; Viridiplantae; Streptophyta; Magnoliopsida; Gentianales; Rubiaceae. The record is from RefSeq and is a predicted model, not a curated record.